UGGUUCUCACUCUUAAAUUCUGCAUUUAUUUUACAGCACACCUGAAAAAGCAUCUUCCAGCUGACAACAAACUGACGUGUCCUCGCCAACACUGAGGGUGGGACACUUUCCAGUUACAUGCCUGAAGCUUCAGCCUUAAAAAGAAUCUCAGCCAGCAAUAAACCUACAAUGACGACGCCUAAAGAGGAUCUCUGGAAGACCUUGGAGGACCUGACUCACGAGGAGUUCAAGCAAUUCAAGUGGCUGCUAAAAGACGCAGCAAAUGAUUCCCAAGCCAUCCCAGCAGCCCGGCUGGAAAACGCAGACCGGCAGGACACGGUGGACCUGAUGGUGCAAAAGUACGGCUGCCUCGAAGCUCUGAGGAAGUCCACACAGGUUUUAGAGAAGAUCUGCAGAAAUGAUCUAGCACAAAAGUUGUCAAACACAAGCUCAGCGCAGAGAAUGGAGAGUAAAAAUGGCCUGAGGAUCAGGGAUGCUGGUCAUUCCAAAUCUGACUGUGAUAAACAGAAGGCCAGGCUGAGGGAAAUGAAGGCGCACAUUUUGCUGGAAAUAAAAGGGAGAGAGAUGAAGAUCUGUGAGAUCCAGCGUUCAGCAGAGCUAAGCAGGGAAUCUGCAGAGCGACAGACUGCAGAUAGUCGGCUCACCUUCACCAUUUUAAUUCAGUCCAUCGAGAAAAGUCUGUCUGAUCUCAUCGAAGCCAUCGAGGAAAAGCAGAAAACUGCACAGAAGCAAGCUGAAAGCACCAUCAGAGAACUGAAGCAGGAAAUCUCAGAGCUCACCAGGAGAGAAACUGAGCUGGAACAUCUCCUCCUCACAGAAGAUAACCAGACGUUUCCCCAAGAUUUGAAAACAUGCAACUUGACAGAGGUCACCUUUAUUCAACCAUCAUAUGGUGAAAGCGUAAUGACCUCUGUGAAUAAACUUAAGGAAAUACUCGAUAGAGAGAAGGAGAAGUUCCUCAGUAAAGCUAAGCUGAUCAGAAUGCAGCAGUUUGCAGUAGACGUGACGUUGAAUCCAAACACGGCACACCCCAACCUCAUUUUUUCUGAAGAUGGGAAACAAGUUCACUGCAGUGACGCUAAACAAAAUCUCCCAGACAACCCAGAGCGGUUCAGCACUGCCGUCAAUGUGUUGGGCAGGCAGAGUUUCUCCUCUGGAAGAUUUUACUUUGAGGUUCAGGUGAGAGGAAAAACCGCCUGGGAUUUAGGAGUCGUCUACAAGUCGAUUGGCAGGAAAGGAUCGAUCAAAACGAGCCCCGACGAUGGUCACUGGGCUAUUUGUUUAAGAGGUGGAGAUACGUUUAAAGCAGCUGGUUUGAGUUGGAGCGUAAAAACCGCAGUAAACAAAGUGGGUGUUUUUGUGGAUUAUGAGAAGGGCUUGGUCUCAUUUUCUGAUGUGGAUUCUGCAGAACUGAUUCACAGAUAUUCAGACUGCUCCUUUAAAGACGACCUUCAUCCAUUCUUCAGUCCCGGCAUUUAUCAUGGUGGUCUGAACUCCACCCCUCUGGUCAUCUCUCCUCUCAGAGGCAACAUGGAAAAACUUUCGGUGGAGCUCCUGAACACUCUGAAGAGCUUAAAACAAGAAGACUUUGAACAAUUUAAAUGGUUUUUGAAGCAGGAUAACAUCUUGGAAGGCCAGAAAGGCAUCCCACAAGAUGAUCUGGAGAGGGCAGAAAGAUGGCAGACGGUUGAUCUGAUGGUAUGCAAAUAUAAGGGCCCCGGAGCGAAGCUGGUGGCGAUUAAUAUCUUACAGGAGAUUGGAAAUAACGAACUGGUGGAGCGUUUAAAAAGAUUUAGCGAAGAACCAAAAGAUGUCAACACUCAGCAUCUACGUUUCGUGUCAGAAGGCCUUGGAGAAAAGGAAGCUGAGCUGGAAAAACUAUGCGAGUUUGCAGUGGAUAUGACUCUGGAUCCUGAUACAGCGCAUCCCGACCUUGUCCUCUCUAGUGAUGGGAAACAAGUCUACGACACUAAUGAGACCAAAGAUCUCCCAGUGACCUCCAAGAGAUUUGAUAAAUGUGCCAGUGUAUUAGGAAAGGAGGCAUUUUCAUCGGGAAAGCUCUACUUUGAGGUUCAGGUUGAAGGGAAGACUGAUUGGACUAUUGGAGUGGCAAGUGAGUCCAUCAACCGGAAAGGAGAAAUCAAGCUGAGCCCUGACAAUGGCUUCUGGACUAUAUGGUUAAGAAACAAGGUUUAUGAAGCUCUGGCAUCCCCUACAGUUGUUCUCCCUCUGAAGUCCCGUCUUCAGAGAGUGGGAGUCUUUGUGGAUUAUGACAAGGAACUGGUCUCCUUUUAUAAUGUAGAUACUGCAGAUCUUAUCUACUCCUACAAAAAAUGCCGCUUCAAAAAGAAACUUCUCCUAUAUCUUAAUACAAGUAGUAAUAACAAUGGUCAAAACUCUGCCCCAAUGAUUAUUACUCCAGUAGUUCACAAGAUAAACAAGGCAGAGCUGAGGAGUGUCAAGGAGUUUGCAGUCGAGGUGACUCUGGAUCCGGAUACAGCACAUCCUGAACUGAUCUUGUCUGAGGAUGGGAAACGGGUACAUCAUGGAGAUGAGAGGAAAGAUAUCCCAGAUAACCCACAAAGAUUCAAUGACUGUGUCAAUGUUUUAGGAAAACAAGGUUUCGCCCAUAAGAGAUUCUACUUCGAGGUCCAGGUAAAAAGGAAGACCGACUGGACUUUAGGAGUCGCCACAGAGUCGAUUGACAGGAAGGGAGAAAUCACACUGCAACCUGAAAGUGGCUUCUGGACAAUUUAUCUAAGGAACGGGGAAGAAUACGAGGCGUUUGAUAAACCCAUAGUGCGUUUACCUAUAAGGUCAAACCCUCAGAGGGUGGGGGUGUUUGUUGAUUAUGAUGGAGGUCUGGUCUCCUUUUAUAACGUAGAUACUGCUGAUCUUCUCUACUCCUUCACUGGUUGCUGCUUCGCUGAGAGACUUCUGCCAUUCUUUAGUCCCUGCACUAAUGUUGGAGGAACCAACUCAGCUCCUCUGAUUAUUACUCCUGUCAGCUUCUUUGAUUAGAUCAAUCAUAUUGUCAUUUGUAAGUGUUGGAGACAGGAACCCCUCUUAGAUCCUGAACAGGAUCUUCCACAUUUUUUCCUUCUUCUCAACUUCCCAUUACUAUGAUUGUGAACAGCACUCUGUGAACAACCAUCCUCUUUAACAAUGACUUUUGUUGCUUACACCCCCUUGUGUCAAUGACAGUGCUGCCAGAUCUGCUGGUCUCCCCAUGAUUGUAAUUUUUGAGAAGAAUUACUGAAAUAAAGUGACUUUUUAACAAUA
This is a messenger RNA of Girardinichthys multiradiatus, 3282 nucleotides long. RefSeq lists its product as uncharacterized. Gene Ontology annotation, molecular function: protein binding. The transcript is spliced from 6 exons. The record is from RefSeq and is a predicted model, not a curated record. The coding region runs from base 118 to 3021 and encodes 967 amino acids. Lineage: Eukaryota; Metazoa; Chordata; Actinopteri; Cyprinodontiformes; Goodeidae.